CAAUUUUGUUGGUAUUUUGUGUAGGCUUGGUUCAUUGUCCUGUCUUUCAAUUACCCUUCAUUUUGGAAGCCUUUCAUCCUCAAUUUACCCUCUCUCCUCCGUCGUCUCUACUCUUUUGGAUUUUAAUCAUUUCUUUUCAUUGCUCCCUUUGUUCUUAGCUGUUUUUCCUUAAUGGGUUUUCACUUUUAACCUUUUUGAACCCCCAAAUGAAUGCUUUGGAUCGUUCAUCAUCCAUUUGAAGGAAUCGAAUCCAAGUGCAGAAGCAGAGGAAGAACAGAUUGCUGAAUCCAACCCUCCCUUCUUUCUGCCAUUUUAAGCACCGUCUUUAGGAUUCAGAGGAAAAAACCAUUAAUUCCCAACUUAUUGGGAGGUUUUUUUGUUUGUCGAUUCCCAAUCUUAUUGUUUGAAGGGGUUGGUUGUCUCAGCUGUUCUUGAUUUUGAAACCAUGUCAAACAAAUUGAAAGGGAUCUACAAGAGUUUCAAGUACAUUUCCCAAAUCUUCGUGAUGAAAGAGCGAGAGAUGGAGAUUGGAUACCCAACGGAUGUGAAGCAUGUUGCACAUAUUGGAUGGGAUGGCCCUUCUGCCACAGCUCCCAGUUGGAUGAAUGAGUUCAAAUCAGCACCGGAGCAUUUCUCGGCGGCGGCGUUCGGCGAUAUCAGUGAUAGAAGAGAUUCAAGUUCUACUGCUGUAACAGCUCCUACAACAUGGUCUUCUAUUGAUUUUGAUCAAGCAAUGUUACGCCAACAAUCAUCCGACUUCUUCGGCGAGCUUCCACGGACAGAAAUUCCCGACCUUCGAACAAAACCAAGGAAAAAAAGCAGAAACUUCUCUCCAAAAUCAUCGUCGUCCUCAAAAUCAUCACGAGCAUCAAAGACGAAGCCAUCGUCCUUCGGUGAAAUCAAGAUGAUACCGACUUUGCGAGCUUAGAACUGCCAUCAUAACUCUCAUACUCAUGCAAAGGAAUAGAACAAGUCUAUAUGCGUAGAGAAAAGAUUGUGAUAGCAGUAUCUUUUUUUAUCAUAUCAAGAGUGGUGUAAUUUUUUUCGACUCGAGUGUAAAUCAGCUACUUUUCGUCCCCGUGAAGGAAAUCUCGAUGUAUAAAAAGAAUGAUCUUGAUGAAAUAUCUAUGUUGGGUAAAAAAGGCAAGC
Molecule: messenger RNA, 1149 nt
Organism: Cucurbita moschata (crookneck pumpkin)
Lineage: Eukaryota; Viridiplantae; Streptophyta; Magnoliopsida; Cucurbitales; Cucurbitaceae
Product: CRIB domain-containing protein RIC10-like
Exons: 5
Coding region: 446-928 (160 amino acids)
Source: RefSeq, a predicted model, not a curated record